GAUAGCAUCCUUCUGUUUGUUUGCAAACAUUUAAAGAACCAGUUUAAGAUGGCAUCGACGGCCUUGCGAAGGUUGAAAUGGGAAAAGUUUAGGUUUCUUAAUAAUUUAUCUAAAAGAAAGAAUAAUUGCAAUCAAAAUCAUACAAGGACAAUUUGUCAAAGAAAAACAAAUCAGUAUAUUUGUCACAGUCAGCUAGUAUGCUGUAGGACUUUUCAUUCAUCUCCAGUUUGUCAUGAAUUAGUACAGUUCAAACUUGCUGAUAUAGGAGAAGGGAUAAGGGAAGUUCAGCUGAAAGAAUGGUUUGUAAAAGUUGGCGACCAUGUGAGUCAGUUUGACAGUAUCUGUGAAGUACAAAGUGAUAAAGCUACAGUGACAAUCACCAGUCGAUAUAAAGGAAUAAUCUCUAAACUCUACUACGAUGUAGAUGAUAUAGCCUUAGUUAGUAAACCAUUGGUAGAUAUAGAAACAGAUGCUGAUUCACCAGGAACAACACAGAGUAGUUCAUCAUCAUCAGAAGUAUCAAGCUCUUCAUCAGAUGAUGAACAUUCUAUGCAGAGGAUACGUGGACAGAAGGUUUUGGCAACACCUGCUGUCCGCAGACUUGCCAUGGAGAAUAAGAUCAAGUUAAGUGAUGUAGAAGCAACAGGAAAAGAUGGUAGAAUAUUGAAAGAUGAUAUCCUAAAAUACAUGGAGGACCCUUCUGUUGGAAAACAAGCCAAAUCCCGAGCUCCAUUAGCUACACCCCCAGCAGUUACAGUUGAACCCUCCAAACCUGCUCAAGUUGUAUCCACCACCCCUAUACAACCACGAAUCACUUUACCUGUGGGUAAGGAUCACACAGAAAAGAUCAAAGGAAUGAGGAAAGCAAUGGUGAAAACCAUGACGGAGGCUAAUAACAUUCCAACAUUUGGAUACGAUGAUGAAUUUGAUAUGAGUGCACUUGUUGAAUUGAGGUCAAAAGUCAAAGCUAUAACUGAUGAAAAAGGUGUCAAGUUUUCUUACAUGCCUAUUAUAAUGAAGGCUGUCUCAAUGGCUUUAACAGAAUUCCCAAUGUUGAAUGCUAGUGUAGAUAAAACAUGUGAGAACAUAACAUACAAGGCAGUGCAUAAUAUAGGAAUUGCCAUGGAUACACAAGAUGGACUAAUAGUGCCAAAUGUUAAAAAUGUCCAAUCAUUAAGUAUAUUUGAACUUGCUGCAGAACUGAACAGGCUUCAGUCUUUAGGAUUAGCUGGAAAAUUAGGAACCUCAGAUUUAAGUGGUGGAACCUUCUCCUUGUCAAAUAUUGGAGCGAUUGGAGGAACAUACGCUAGACCAGUUAUUCUACCUCCAGAAGUAUCUAUUGGAGCUUUAGGAAAAAUACAGGCAUUGCCAAGAUACGAUAAUCAAGGAAAUAUAGUGAAGAAAAAUAUAAUGUGUGUAAGCUGGUCAGCUGAUCAUCGAGUCAUCGAAGGUGCCUACAUGGCACGAUUCUCUAACUUACUCAAAUCAUUCUUAGAAAAUCCAGGACUGAUUAUGUUAUAUCUAAGAUGAGCAUUAUGUGAUACAUACAUUUACUUGUAUAUUUACUGUGAACAAUAUCAUAACAGGUAAGGCCAGAUUGAAAUGGUCUAGCCUACUGUAAUAAUGGUUCAAAUUUAUAAAGGUGUGGUCUUUCAGUGAUUGACAGGAGCAUGCUUGAUUGUGUUUUUUAAUCAUUGAUUACAUUAUUUGAUUCCAAAACGCAGGAUUCUGUCUUUAGGAAGUGCAGAUGUUCUGGAGUUAAGUUUCAGCUUCUUAUUUCUAUGUUAAAAAAUUUGAACCUGAAGUUAAAGUUUUCUGUUAGGUAAUCAAAUCAUGUUGAAGACUGGAAUUAAUAUAUACAGGGGAUAUAUCUAUGGACUCUGGAGUAUGCUUAUGCAUUGCAGAGAAUAACAGAUCCUAGUCAUAUUUGUAUGAUAUUGUGAAAUAUUCUGUAUAAAUUAUAAAAUAUGUUAAUAUAAUGCAACCUAAUUUUUGAAAUCAAUUUACAGCUAGAUUUAUUCUUGAAUAGACUUUCAAUUUUAUUAUAUGUUUUUUUAUGUUACAUUAUGAGAUGAGUAGUAAGUCUUCAUCAUAGAAGAAUCAAUUAAGUUGACUGAAGAUGAAUAUCUUAAUUAUGAUAUAAUUGAAUAUUUUUAAACUUAUUCAACUCUGACAGUAUUUUAUAUUUAAAAAAAGAAAAUAGCUGUUAAUAUUAUUGAGUAAUAGACCACUUUCGAGUUCAUCCGUCACCGGCAAAAACUCGUCAAUUAUACACGCCUUUAUGACGUCAUUUACCAGAUAGAGGGGCUCGCCUGUAUCCCUGCACUAUUUACGUUCUUCAAGCGUCUUAGUGAUCGUCUUUGUGCAGGAUAAACUAGAAAUAAUGGUUGCUCUGUAGGUACUUACUGACAUUUCCCUAAUGACAGCAGUGUUGAUUGUCAAUUUUGAGAAUUCAAUUUGCCGAAUAAUUCGUACAAUAUAGAAUUUCAGUUUUCCAACCACUCGCUCAACAUUGGAAGGAAGUGACGACGCCCCUAAACGCACAAAUGACGAUGAUAAAGGUGCGUAUAAUUGACGAGUUUUUUCUGGUGACGGAUGAACUCGAAAGUGGUCUAUUUGUUUAUGUGACUUGUUAUAUCCUAUUACAUCCAGGAACAGGAUAUUGAAAAGUGUGCUAAUUAAACCAGUAGUUGCAUUCAAAUGAACAUAAAACAUAAAAGAGGAAUAUCUUCAUCCUAAAAAUUAUAACUUUUGUCUAAAAAAAUUUUUUUAUUAAUGUUUAUAAAUAACCUGCUAAUAUUUAUGAAUAACAAUAAAUAUACAGCAUUGUUGAAUUUUAAAUCUGUAUUGACUUUGUUUUUCUUAAUUAUCAAUAUGAGUAUUUGUUAUAGAGUAAAAAUAUUUGCUUCAUGAACAUUUUUAUGUUGCAAAUUCAACACAUCUAUUUUAUUUUUAAGUUUAGCAAUGUUUUAAUUUUGAGCUUCACAGUACUCCAUAGGCAGUUAGCUUUACUACAAUCCUAGUGAUAAUGAGUUAUUCCUCUACAUUUGGUGUUCUUUGGUCAAUAUUUUGUUGUUAGCAGUUACUUGAUUGAGAAACAGAUAAUUCUAAACAGCUUAUAUCACUACAAUUAUGUCAAAGAAUAAGUUUAUGUUUUCAACAUUACAUUAUACGUUAAAGGAAUAUUGUCUUCGGAAAGAAUUUUAAUGAAUAUUCUAUAACACUGAAUGUUGUUUGGAAUAGCAUAAAAACAUGAUCAUAAAAUGCCAACCAUAACUUAUGUAUCUGAUGCUGUAAUAAUAAUAAGAUAGUAAACAUACUUUUCAAUGCUCAUGAUCUUCCUUUUGAAGUGCCAUAAAAACUCUCUAUUCUAAAAAAUAUAAACCAUGUCUAAGCCAUUAAAAAAACAAGGAAGAACAAUGAACUUAUAAUCAGUUUGACUAUAUCAUAUCAUUUUCUAUAGACUGAAACAGAAACUAUAUGAGAGGGCAUUUUGUAUUGUAGAGUUUGAGUGAUAUAUGUAUUUGAAUCUCAGAAAAUAAAAUUUAUAAAGAAAUCA
Messenger RNA from Mytilus trossulus (common blue mussel), 3559 nucleotides. RefSeq names its product lipoamide acyltransferase component of branched-chain alpha-keto acid dehydrogenase complex, mitochondrial-like. Gene Ontology annotation, molecular function: lipoic acid binding; acetyltransferase activity. Bases 49 to 1530 code for a protein of 493 amino acids. Lineage: Eukaryota; Metazoa; Mollusca; Bivalvia; Mytilida; Mytilidae. The transcript has 11 exons. The record is from RefSeq and is a predicted model, not a curated record. Gene Ontology annotation, cellular component: mitochondrion; cytoplasm.